Molecule: messenger RNA, 1863 nt
Organism: Passer domesticus (house sparrow)
Lineage: Eukaryota; Metazoa; Chordata; Aves; Passeriformes; Passeridae
Product: acrosin-like
Exons: 5
Coding region: 86-1669 (527 amino acids)
Biological process (GO): proteolysis; acrosome reaction
Molecular function (GO): serine-type endopeptidase activity
Source: RefSeq, a predicted model, not a curated record
GCGGGCACUGCAGUGCUGUGAGCACUGCGCCUGUGCUGGCACACGGAGUUCUUGCUCCUGUAGCUGGCACAAGCCACGGGCAGCAAUGCUGCUGUUCUGCUUCCUCGUGCUGCUGGCCGCGUUCAGGCCUGCGCAGGGUGUGUGGAACACCUGCGAAGGGAGCUGUGGGCUCCGGCCCUUGACUUCUGAUGAUGAGCGAGGCAUGACACGCGUCGUGGGUGGCAAAAGUGCUGAGUCCGGGGCCUGGCCUUGGCUCGUCAGCAUCCAAGAUCCCUCGGUUUCAGGCACGGGGCAUCUGUGUGGAGGGUCCCUCAUCAGCACACAGUGGGUCCUCACAGCAGCCCACUGCUUUACUGAGUCCAGGAACCUCAGCGACAUGCGCGUGCUGAUCGGGGCCACGAAGCUGACCAAGCCGGGCCCUGGGGCCGAGGUGCGCCUGAUUAAGCGGCUGCUGAUUCACAAGGAUUACAGUCCUGCCGACCAGAGCAACGACAUCGCGCUGCUGGAGCUCAACCAGCCUGUCCAGUGCAGCUCCUACAUCCAGCUGGUCUGCGUGCCCAACGCCACGCUGAACGUGGCACAGCUGGAAAACUGCUAUGUCGCUGGCUGGGGUGCCACCACUGCAAGAUCUCAACAAUCGAGUGAUGUCCUGCAGGAGGCCAAGGUCCACCUUAUCAAUGUUGAGGUCUGCAACAGCAGUGAGUGGUACCAGGGGGAUGUCCAUACCCACAACUUGUGUGCUGGCUACCCGGAGGGUGGCAUCGAUACCUGCCAGGGUGACAGUGGGGGUCCACUCAUGUGCCGAGACAACAGUGCUGACUUCUUCUGGGUUGUUGGAGUGACCAGCUGGGGAAGAGGCUGCGCCAGAGCAAAACGGCCUGGAAUAUACACUUCUGUUCAGCACUUCUAUGACUGGAUUCUGGUCCAGAUGGAUCUGCUUCCACAAGUAGAGGCUUCUCGGUCAUGGAGUAUUUAUCCAACUGCCUCACAACCAUGGACUCAUCAUACAAAUGCCCCAUGGCCCACUCAGAAGCCAUGGCCAAGACCACCUCCCACUUAUAAGCCAUGGCCAACAACAACACUGCCCCCUCCAAAGCCAUGGCCAACAACACUGCCCCCUACAAAGCCAUGGCCAACAACACUGCCUGCUCCAAAGCCAUGGCCACCAACACUGCCCCCUACAAAGCCAUGGCCAACAACAGCGCCUGCUCCAAAGCCAUGGCCACCAACACUGCCCCCUACAAAGCCAUGGCCAACAACAGCGCCUGCUCCAAAGCCAUGGCCACCAACACUGCCCCCUACAAAGCCAUGGCCAACAACAGCGCCUGCUCCAAAGCCAUGGCCACCAACACUGCCCCCUACAAAGCCAUGGCCAACAACAGCGCCUGCUCCAAAGCCAUGGCCACCAACACUGCCCCCUACAAAGCCAUGGCCAACAACAGCGCCUGCUCCAAAGCCAUGGCCACCAACACUGCCCCCUACAAAGCCAUGGCCAACAACAGCGCCUGCUCCAAAGCCAUGGCCAACAACACUGCCCCCUCCAAAGCCAAGUGUGAUUCCUGCACCAGUGGAAGAGAUUAAGACCUGCCCAUUUCCACUCAAGAAGCUGAUGGAAUUCUUCACUAAGAUACGGGAGCUCCUGAAGAACCUACAGGGAAUUGCAGUUUGAGCGGGAGAAUGGACAGGAUCCAGUGCAGGUUGCAUGGGACCGUGACUGUUUCCUGCUGAGGCAAUGCCUGCUGAUCCAAAGGCCGCCUCAGUGCCGAAGGCUUCCUCUGUCUUGCCCACAUUGCUCCUCUACAUGUAUGCAAGUGCUAAUGUUGACUUAGUUGGUGAAAUAAAGUUGCCUAUGUUUGUAGUUAA